UAAGUUAAUGCAAUGUCUGUUUAUGACAGAGACUUGACACUUUGUUGGGAGAGAUGCGAAAAGAUCCUGUUGCUGAAUUUCAAGUGCGGAUUGCAUGCUGGCGCAUAUUAUAAACGUUUAUUCUUCUGAAGAAAAUUCAAGAUAUUUUCAGACAUCGGAAGAGUUGAACAGAGGCAUGAAUAUGAAUACGAAUCCAAAUGCACCACAUUGGAGAAAACUGUAUUUGAGCCGGGCCAAGUUGAAAGCUUCUAGUAACACUUCAGCUUUGCUGUCAGGAUUUGCAAUGGUGGCCCUUGUAGAGAUAGGGAUUGAAAGCGAUGUUCCCCAAGGACUUGUUGUUGCGUUUAGUGUGUGCACCACCUUGCUGGUUUCUGUCCAUUUGCUAGCGUUGAUGGCUAGCACCUGCAUUUUACCGCACAUCGAAGCCGUCAGCAACGUCCACAACGUCAACUCUGUGAAGGAGUCCCCGCACGAAAAAAUGCAAUCCUUCAUACAAAUGUCGUGGGCGUUUUCGACGGGAUUAGGGAUUAUGUUAUUCUUAGCGGAACUGGUGUUGAUAUGCUGGGUGAAGUUUAACACUAAGGCGGUGGGGUACAAUGUGGCAGCAGCCUGGGCAUCCACAGGCAUCGUCAUUCCAGUAGGAAUCGUCUUCUUGGUUUUUGCCUUUCAUUUUUAUAAGAAACUCAUCGCGCACAAGUUCGACAAUCACGAGAGAAAUUUAGCAGCGCUCGACAGAAUGGCCGAGGAGAUAGACAUGAACCAUAGUAUAUUGGAUGUGUAGGUGUUAUUUAUAAUUUUCAAUUUUUAACUUUAAUUCGGUGCUUUAUAGAUAUCCCCUACUUGCCAAUUUAGAGGCAUUCCUUGUGAUACACCCCCUUCUGAGCAUGUUAAAGGUGUUGACAUUGAUGGAUAAUGAAUUGGAGGUAUAUACUGAGCAUACCUAUAAAGAUUACUUUCCUUUAAUCAUAUGGUGAUAGUCAUUUAUUCAUCUGAUGAACACAUCGGAAGUUAGUUUUAAUUCUGUUUAUUCUGUAUUCUUUAAACUCUACAUGUAAUUAUGUCUUAAUUUCGGUUUUUCAAGAAAAUUGUCACUACAUGAUUGUAUAGAUCUGGUACAGUAUUUCUAUGUACAAGAAUUUUCAAUUCACUUCACAAAAGUGAAUUACUAAAAAGUACUAAACUGCAGGCUGGAUAUUAUAUUGUCUUACUUCUUAAUUAGCAAAAAUUCUUAGUACAUCUUCAAAAGAGAAAGAAAUACAUCAUAAAUGCAUUGGCUAGCUGGUUGGAUGUGAUUUUUUAUACCUGUCUAGUAUAUAUUUUUUUUCAAUGAUUGAAACUAUAGAUGUAUACUAUAUAUAUAAUGUGCAAUCAAUUUCAAUAGCCAUGAAGUAUAUGUACUUGCUCAUGAGUGGUAUGCAGUAUUUUUCUCUUUCAUCUUAUUUAACAUGAUGUGUAUAUAAUGUAACAUAUAUAUUUUUUCAUUGUAACUUCUGUAUAAUUGUACAAUGAUGGUUGGUCAGUUAAGAUUCAGGUAGAUAAAUUUUAGAUGCAGAUAUGAGUUUUAAGUGGAUGUGUUGUCGGAGAAAUGAUUGUCUUUCCUCAUUACAUUUCCAUUAAAGCAUAGUUUUUUUUUAUGCAAUAUCCUAUAAUGUUGCAUCAGAUACUGCAGAUUCCUGAUUAAUAAACAUGUUAUCCAUGAAAAAUUGCAAGUAGCAACCCUUGCAGAUUUCAACAUUUUGCUUUUAUUUCUCAGACAGACGAUGCAUAUAAACUAAAUGUAACGUUCAUAUAAAAAAAAUGUCGUUCGCGAAAUUAUAUUUUGGCAAAUUGGUGCAAAAUGGUUAAAAUUCGGAAUGAAAUACUGGCCUAAAAUAAGGAAUCUACAUUAUUGCCAAAAACUGUGCUACUAUAUUUCCAGAAAGCGACAGAUAUUUUGGACCAUUUCAUCAAAAUUAAGGACCCGUUUUUUGGGGCAAUGUUUACAAGCUACAUGUGAAAGAUAUAGGUAUUUUAAACAUUAAUUUAAAUUAUGCAUGUGACUUUCUAUGAUGAAAUGUUUACCAGUUUUCAUUGUUAUAUUUAUCAAGUUGUGUUAUAUUUCAUUAAAUGUAAGGAAGUUUCUCAUUUAAGCAACAUUUUUACAGUUUUACAUUCAUUAUCAAGUAUAUAAUAAUUAAUAACAAAAGAGAAAGCAUUAUGCAUUUCACCCAUGCAGCCCAAUCUUUUUUCAUGCUUUAACUCAUGUCGUUUAACUUUAUAAUUGUUUUAUAAUUAUCGUAAAAUGACCGGAAUAUACAAAGAUGAUGACGUCAUUAUUUCACCACAUUUAUCGACACAAUGUAAAUGUGUUGUAUGCUAUAUACAUGUACAUUUGUAUUAAUUACUCAAUGAAAGAGAUUUGGUGCUAGGUUCCUACUGACGGAAGAAUAUGCAUGUGUAUUUUGUUUUGCAUUUUUUUUUUGUGGAAAUUCAAACUUUUGAAGCAAGGAUAGAAUUAAAUGAAAAGAAUUCGUAAAUUUUGUUUAAUAAAAGUUGUAUGCUGUAAAUUCCAAAUUAAACGCGAGGAAUUGAUAUCUGCGUAAAAUCGCGAUAAUCCUUUCUCGCGAAUUCUAAAAUCUCGCUUUUAAUUUUGGGACACAUGUAAACUACAUGAAAAUAAGAUAAAAUUUCGGCAUUCGCGAUUUUAUGUUCUCACCAUUAGACGGUUAAUCGUUGAAUCGUGGAAUUAAGUACUCGCGUAAAAUAAGGAAUCCACAGUAUCAACAGAUUUUUAUAUACACCCUAAAGAAAAUUAAUUCUAGUAAUUACAUCGGUUUUAAAACUUAAAUUUUAAAAACUUUAAUACAAUUAUAAAUGAGUAUGUUUUGAAUUUCAUUGAGCUACACAGUUUUUAAUUGAUGGUCAGUAUUUUUUCUAUAUUUGUCUAGACUAUAUAGAGUUAUGUACUGGUAUACUGAAUAUAACAACAUUUCAUACUUUAUGCUAAACUUUGAGUGAUUACCAGUUUGUGCACUUUUUCACAAAGAAUAUUUUUGUCCAUCAUUCGAAUUUUAACUGGAAGUUAAUGAUAAUGGUGAUCUCUUAUGUUUUCUAAUCCUCAGCUCAAAUUUCAAGCACACACAAAUUUAUUUUACUGUACAUGCAGUAUCCUGGCAUUACACAAAGUCAAAGAUUUUUGCCUAGCUCUGUCGUAAUGGAAAGUUUAUAUUUUUAUCACAGUGCAGAAUUCUGUGAAUUUUUUUUACGUUUAAACCCACAUUUUCUAAUUAUGCAUUCAUGAGAGUUUUUUGCCCAAGGAACAAAAAGUCAGUCAUGAUUUAUAUUAUUAAUGUAAUGCCUACCAGGUUAUUACACCUUUUCCAACAUGAUAGCCAAACUAUGAUUAAAAUUAAUGACUUCUGGAUUAAGAGUUAUUGAACAUUGUUGAGGAUUUGACAUUGUUUUAAAUAACAAUGUUAUUGAUUAUUACAAUUGUACAGUUGUAUUUCUGGUGAUUUAUCCUCUUGUUUGUAGAAUAGAUACAAUUUUUGUUUAAAUCCGUCGAUAAAAUUGUGUCAGUCUGUCUAACCAUUCUGGGUUUUUUUUUAUUCCAUUAAAGAAAAGUUCUAUAUAUUUUUA
Messenger RNA from Magallana angulata, 3618 nucleotides. RefSeq names its product protein orai-3-like. Gene Ontology annotation, molecular function: store-operated calcium channel activity. Bases 95 to 781 code for a protein of 228 amino acids. Gene Ontology annotation, cellular component: membrane. NCBI's taxonomy places the organism in Eukaryota, Metazoa, Mollusca, Bivalvia, Ostreida, Ostreidae. Gene Ontology annotation, biological process: store-operated calcium entry. The record is from RefSeq and is a predicted model, not a curated record. The transcript has 2 exons.